Messenger RNA from Syngnathus acus (greater pipefish), 3154 nucleotides. RefSeq names its product coiled-coil domain containing 85A, like (gene ccdc85al). Bases 414 to 1820 code for a protein of 468 amino acids. The transcript has 4 exons. NCBI's taxonomy places the organism in Eukaryota, Metazoa, Chordata, Actinopteri, Syngnathiformes, Syngnathidae. The record is from RefSeq and is a predicted model, not a curated record.
GACAUUAUACUGACGUUGACCACAGACUCUCCUCCCCGGCUCUCGUUGUGUGAGCAAGUGUGACCCUGAAGGCUCACCGACUAUUUCUCACGUUCUCACGAACUGUAGCUGGAAUCGGAAUACCAAAGGGACGAAAGGCUUUCGUUCGAACCAAGCCCACCUCGACCAUGGGGGUGUUGCAGUGACGGCAGAGCGUCCUCCCAGCACUCAGCCGGCAUCAUCAGCUGUUGCGCCUGCAGAGUGUGGUGAGCAGCAGACCUGUCGAGAGCAAAGGCGGCGGCGAAGAACUAUGCCACGGAUGUUUAGCCGAUAACCUUUAGUCACGAGUCAGUGGGAGAGCGGAUGCGAGCAAAGACUACCAGCAACCCUCUGAGUAUUUUCCGCCCUUUGUCGGUACCGGAGGCGCUGUGCCAAUGGAGAAAGCGACUCCACCGCCCCAGCCUCAGGUGCAGCUGUCGAUCGCCAAGACCGACAGUCCGGCGGACGACGUUUCUGGCUUGUCCGAUGAAGACCUGUUUAAGUGGACCAAGGAGGACCUGGUGAGGCGUCUGAGACGCUCCGAGGCCGACAAGAUGAGCGUGAUUCUGGACCACGGAAAUCUCAUCCGAGAGGUCAAUCGCAGCUUACAGUUGCACUUGAACGAGAUCAGGGGACUGAAGGACAUCAAUCAGAAGCUGCAGGAAGACAACCGUGAACUGCGAGACUUGUGCUGCUUCCUGGAUGAUGAUCGCCAAAAAGGAAAGCGUGUGUCCAGGGAGUGGCAGCGCCUGGGCCGAUACAGCUCUAGCAUCAUGCGCAAAGAGGUGACCCUCUAUCUCCAAAAACUCAAGGAAUUAGAGCUUCGACAGGAGGAGGUCAUCCGUGAGAACCUGGAGCUGAAAGAGCUCUGUCUCCUCCUGGAUGAGGACAAAGGAAUAGUUGGUGGAGGUGGGGGGACGGGUGGGAGUGUUGGAAUGGGCGUGGGGUCUCGAAACUCCAUAGACAGCCAGAACAGUUUACUGCUGGUUCCUGGGCAGGGUCUUCUAAUGAGGGAUGUUGGGGAUGGGAGCAGCACCUCUAGUGCAGGGAGUGCUGACAGCUCAGAUCACCAUCAGCAUAAGCAAACACACCUAGCUGUGGGAGUGAGCGGCCUUGGACAUUCCAGGGAAAAAGGGAGUCCCGAGCUGGCCCAUAAACCUAGAUGUAGCAGCAUCAGUGCCAUAGGAGGAGGAAUGACCGACAGGGAGGUGUCUAGCCCCGAGCAUCCGGCCGGGCGCAACCGGAGUACAAGCCUGGAGUACCCGUACACUCUGCCCCAGCUCUGCCGACCACGUUGCGGCUCCAUAUCAGUGCCUGACCACAGCCGGGUCAUGCGAGGCUUGAGCCCAGAGAAAUACGGAAGGAACGUAGGACGGAGUAGUCCAGAGCAGCACCCAAAGCACUACAGCUCUGACCUUCUUUUAGGCCAGAGGCAGCACUACCUGGGCCAAGGUGGCAGCGGUGACCUCUAUCAGAGGCACCACCGGAGCAGCAUUAGCAGUACUGGUUGUGAAAGCCCUGAGCCUCGACAUGCACAUUUAGGGACGGCUGAGCACCUUGAAAAAAGUUGUAUAGUCCAAGGGGGCAGUCCUGAGACUCAUAGGCACCAAUACAGUCUGAGUCCCGACCAUGGGAAAUUUGGCAGCCCGAUUCGAGACGCGCAGAGGAGGUCGGGCGGAGACGAGCUGUCGCCACAUCAUCGGAGCAUCUAUAACGGGAUGAACGCUUUGAUAUCAGCCGGCUGCUGCACCAACAACUGCAGAAAUGUCAAGCUAUGGGACAGCUUUGAUGCCUCAUCUUGACCUCAUUGUCACCAGCCUGGCUCCUUGGAAGCAAAAAGUGGUAGAGCCCUCUUGCGUCCACGUUCUUGAUAGCUGCAAAGGAUUCUGUCCAAGGCACCAGAUGGUCUGAUGUCCAGCCACGGCCUCAUUCAUGUCUACAGCGCCUGAAAACAGCCUGCCUUCAUCUUCUCAUCUCCACUACGCUUAUUGAGCACUUUGGGGAGUUGUGUUUAUAAAACUAUGCUGCAGAUAAAAUGACUAGGAUGGAGGUCUCUCCCUGCCAAUCCAAGAGAGAAGUCAGAGAGAUGCAUGCAUGCUGGGAGAUUUGAAUGACUCUGCUGUGUUAUAUACUGUGUUUAAUGAGAAUUUAGAAAGAAGUUGUACAGAAAGUGAAGAUGUUCAAAAUGGACUAUUUUCCUGCAAUAUGAACAUCACUGUGCCUGCACAACCUCCAUGUGGUGGAGGAUACAACCGCAGUGAAUAAACAGAAAGCUCGUCCUAUUGCAACACACGCUCUUUGGAAAUGUUUUUUUUUUUUUUUUUGCCUCCAUUUGUGUUUUGCUUUUGGGUUUGUUUUUUAUUUUCAUUCAAAAUAAACAAGCAUUAAAUGUAAAACAAACCUUGUUGAGUAACCGCCAAAUUGUGACAGCUUCAUGAUUAAUUGUUUUUAUAAUUACAAAGCCUAUUUUUAUGUGCAAAAUCGUCCUAAAUUCUCAGACCAACAGGUUCGUGUGCGUGUUGCCUUCCAUCUGUUUACAAACACAACUCAUUGAUGGAGAAGCACAUCAUUCACCAUCCCAUGUUCUUCUUUUCCCUUUACCUUAAACUUCGGAAGGUCUCUGAUUCCAUUGUCUCCCUUCUCCCUUUAACAUUUUUUGAAAGUGUGGAAUUAAGAGUUGUGUAAUCUGAUGUUCAGUUUAGCAAUGUCUACCAUCACCAUUUUGUUCUUGUCGUUCUUGUUAAACCUAACGUGUUGGGGGGGGAAAACAAAUCUAGAUAUUCAAGCAAAGACAACAUAUUUUCCUGUGUCUUAAACAAAGAAGAUCAUAUAGCUGCUGGAAAAGUUGUAGUCGUAUAAAAUGCAAAGUCCAGGUGUCAUUUUAUUUUGUAUUAACAUCUCCGAUAAAGCACCUAGAUUGAAGCGAAGAUGUUUUGUUUUUUUCUCUCUUUUUUAUAAGAAAACAAAGUCCAAGUUAUUGUAGAUUAUUGGAUUAGUUUUCUAUAUAUAUAUAUAUAUAUAUCAAUGUAUAUGAAUAUAUUAUGACCAUUAUUUUUGACUUCCAGGUAUUAGAACUAUAUAUCAAAAUGUAUAGGAUAUAUAUCAAAUAAUAAACAGAUUUCUGUAUUUAAAUGUA